AUGAACACAGAUUACAAACAAGGAAAGCUAAACCCCAUUGAUGAUGCGCAGUUGCGGAGCCACGCAUUACUGAGGCAACUCGUUUGUUCUCUUCUGCUUUCCACUUCCCAUUUCAGGGGCUUCCUUUGUAGCCGACCAGUUGCAACAAAGAUGGCUGCAACUGCAGCGCAGGAAGGAGCGGUAUGUAGAGGCAAAGCAGAAUGGACGCCGUCACGAGAUGCAUUUCUGGUCGAUCUUUUCAUCGAACAGCACAAUUCUGGACGAACGUCCUAUAACGAAUUCAAGAAUGAAGUUAUUCGAUCCGUUACGCGUGAUUUCAAUGACAAGUUUGGCUUGAAUCUGGAAGAAAACCAGAUAAAAAACCGUUACAACGUGAUGAAGAAAGAUUAUGGUGUUUUUAAAACCCUGCUCGGACAUAAUGGAUUCGGUUGGGACGGAACUCGACGAAUGGUUGUAGCUGAUGACAGAGUUUGGGACAACUAUAUUGCUGUAAGAAGCGAAGCGAGACCCUUCCGGCGCAAGACCUUUCCUCUGUAUAAACAAAUGUCAAUCAUAUUUGAAUGUGAAAGAGCUACUGGCAAAUGCGUUCCCAUGGUAACUGAAGAGGGAAAUAGCAACACCAAGACGGCUCGAUCUUCAGAGCCAACUGAUGCACCUGCACAAGUAGUUGAGGGCACCCUCGAUUCUGAUUUGAUAAUUCGAAUAAGUGACAAACAAUUGAAGAAACGAAGGUCCGUUCCUCCUAGAGCUGAUAAGAAAAGGGUAUGA
Molecule: messenger RNA, 768 nt
Organism: Hibiscus syriacus
Lineage: Eukaryota; Viridiplantae; Streptophyta; Magnoliopsida; Malvales; Malvaceae
Product: L10-interacting MYB domain-containing protein-like
Exons: 4
Coding region: 1-768 (255 amino acids)
Source: RefSeq, a predicted model, not a curated record